AGCAAAAUGAAGAUUAGAAUAAGUAUUUUAUGUUUGCUGUUUGGCAGUAUUGCUCUUGCAGCAGCUUAUAGGAUUAAUGUUAAACCAGCCGUUACAAAUAGUUGUGUGAAAUGUCAUGAAACUGAUCCGGAUAAGAUUAACGUGCAUUUGGUGCAUCAUUCUCACGAUGAUGUUGGAUGGUUGAAGACUGUUGAUCAAUAUUUUUGGGGAUUAAACUAUACCAUUGUUAAUGUUGGCGUUCAAUACAUUAUAACAUCAGUGGUAAAUGCUUUAUGGGAACAUCCAGAUAGAAGAUUUAUCCAAGUUGAAACUGCCUUCUUCUGGAAAUGGUGGAAAAGUCAGGACGAUGUAAUGCGAAACAAGUUCAAAACCUUAGUGGACAAUGGCCAAUUGGAAAUUAUCAAUGGAGGCUGGGUGAUGAACGAUGAAGCUUGUGUCAAUUACCAAUCGACCAUUGAUCAAUUUACUUGGGGAUUCAGAAUUCUAAAUGAUACUCUUGGUCAAUGCGGGCAACCUACAAUAGGAUGGCAAAUCGAUCCGUUUGGUCACAGCAGGGAACAUGCCUCGAUUUUAUCCAAAAUUGGCUUUGAUGGUCUGUUUUUUGCACGUUUGGACAUGAACGAUCGAGAACAAAGAAAAAAGGAUAGUAAUAUGGACUUUCUAUGGAAGACCAGUGCUAAUAAUGAUGACAGUGUAAUUUUCGGAAGUAUGUUUGGUCCAGAAAAUAUUUAUUAUCCACCCACUGGGUUUUGUUUUGAUGUACUUUGCGGAGAUGAUUCUAUUGAUGAUGAUCCAGAAAACGAUGCCUACAAUGUUAUUGACAAGGCCAAUCUCUUUGCAGAAAACAUAAAGUCGUAUGUAAAAUACUAUAAAACAAAUCACGUUUUAAUAACCAUGGGUGGUGACUUUCAAUAUCAGGCUGCAGAGAUAAACUUCCAAAACUCUGACAGAUUGAUAAAAGCAUUUGAAAAUAACACAGAAAUUAAGCUACUCUAUUCCACACCUUCUUGCUACCUAAAAGCAGUGUACGAUGUUCAACCAGCUUUGGUAACCAAAACUGACGACUUUUUCCCUUACGGCAGCGCUGAUCAUACGUAUUGGGCUGGCUAUUUUACUUCAAGGCAAAAUUUUAAGAGAUUUGAAAGACAGAGCCACAAUAUUCUACAGGUUGCCAAACAGCUUACGACCAUAGUCAGCAAAUACAACUCUAGUAGCAAAGUAGAUGUGAGACCAAUAAAAGAACUUAGAGAAGCCCUGGGAGUAAUGCAACACCACGACGCCAUUACUGGUACUGAAAAGCAGCACGUAGCACGGGAUUAUACGAAAAUACUGGCAAGAGCUGUUGCACAAGCAGAAGACACUUUUACGGAUUACAUUGGAAAACUGCUGGGAUUACCCAAUUUAUCAUCCUUCACCAAAUUAUCCUCGUGCAUUUUGGCCAAUAUGAGCAUUUGCAACACCACCCAAUCCUCCGAUGGGUUUAUCGUUUUCGUUUAUAAUCCACUUGCCUGGCCUGUCAACUAUACUAUUAGAUUACCUAUAGACGACUAUUCUACAACAGUUAGACCUGCAAGUUUUCCAAUAAUAUUUGACAUCCUAAAUCCAAUUUCGAAUUUUUCUUAUGUCCAACUCGACAAUGUUCAUCCAGCAAAAUAUGAGUUAAAUAUCAUGGCACUUGAAGUGCCACCGCUUGGAACAAAAGUUUAUCAUGUUCAUAAGGUCACUGCUAAAAAACCGUACAGUAGCAAUGAAGUUGUUAAACAAGCAGCAUAUUUAGGAGAUGAUCGAAUUGGAUUCAAAAUUGAUAACGACAGCGGCCUCUUGAAAUCUAUUACCAUGAAUGGUAGAACUGUGGAAAUAACUCAACAAUUUUUGUAUUAUACCAGUCAUAAUGGAACAAAUGACACCGACCCAUCGGGAGCUUACAUAUUUAGACCAGUAGCUGAAGCCAUCCCGAUUGUCGAACGUCCAUAUUUAUCCUCUACUUUUGGGUUUUUUGUUGAUGAAGUAGAGCAAAAAUUUAAUGACUGGUUAACGCAAAUUAUUAGAGUCCACAAGGGUUCUAAUGGAACCCAAAAUUAUAUCGAGUUCGAUUGGCUUGUUGGACCUUUAAAUGUAUCUGACGGUCAUGGAAUUGAAAUUAUUACCCGAUAUACUGUGAAGGAUUUCAAAAACGAGGGAACCUUCUAUACAGAUUCAAAUGGAAGAGAAAUGAUUAAGCGAAUAUUGAACUACAGACCUACGUACUCGUACAAUUCGUCAAUUGAACCAAUUGCCAGCAACUAUUAUCCAGUAACGUCGAAAAUCAGCAUUUUGGAUAAACAACAAGAUUUGCAAGUGUCUAUAUUGAACGAUCGCGCACAAGGUGGUAGCAGUCUUAAUGAAGGCGAAAUCGAGUUAAUGUUGCAUAGAAGAACUCUAAGGGACGACAGUAAAGGUGUCGAAGAGCCAAUGAACGAAACGGAAUUUGGUCAAGGAAUUGUCGCCAGAGGUCAACACUAUUUGGUAUUAGGGCCAAUAUCUGGCACUCAGAGUGAUGGCAAAACAGUAACUGCUCAAGAACGAACAAUCGCCCAACAAAAAUUACUGCAACCGUGGGUGGGUGUUGGGGAUGCAAGCAAAAUUCCUAUAGGCACGAUUGAUUACUUGAUAAGUACUUCGUAUUCAGCGUUGAAAAAAAGCCUGCCUGAAAACAUAAACAUCCUGACACUGGAACCAUGGACUGAAACCACUUACCUCCUAAGAUUGGAACAUAUUUUAGAGAAAAACGAAGAUCCGAAUCUUUCCUCAGAAGUAACCAUUGACUUAUCAGAUCUAUUUGCUCAUUUUACGAUAACCAGUGUCGUGGAAACCACUCUUGGUGCCAACAAAAAUCUGGAAUCAAUUGAAUCUAAACCUGAAUGGAUUUAUGGAUAUAACGAGGUUCCUAAAAAGUCUUCGUUAGCAGGAACUGAAGUUGUCCUAGCGCCUAUGGAUAUCAAGACUUUUAUUGUUGAAUUGGCUAAUUGAGCGUGGAAAAAAGUUACCUAUAGUCUAUUUUUUUGAAUGCUGUUAUAAUCAAACUGUCAUUUCGUCGUUUAUUGCAGGAGAUUCAUUCACUCUUCAAAGGAUUUAGGGGAUUAAAAUUGGUUGAGUAUGAUUGAUUAACCAGCUUUCAAAAAAAUAGACUAUAAUUGAUAAUCACUUCUAUGAUGAAAAUAUAAGAUAUUUUUUUAACAAAAUAAAUAAUUUUGGGUUU
Molecule: messenger RNA, 3238 nt
Organism: Ceutorhynchus assimilis (cabbage seed weevil)
Lineage: Eukaryota; Metazoa; Arthropoda; Insecta; Coleoptera; Curculionidae
Source: the annotation of a GenBank genome assembly